Molecule: messenger RNA, 1853 nt
Organism: Saccostrea cuccullata (small rock oyster)
Lineage: Eukaryota; Metazoa; Mollusca; Bivalvia; Ostreida; Ostreidae
Exons: 3
Coding region: 225-1565 (446 amino acids)
Source: RefSeq, a predicted model, not a curated record
GCAUUGGGAAGUUGAAUACUAAAUCUGACUGACAAGUUGUGUGGAUAAUUUAGUAUUCUCAGGGCAGGGUGGUUUUUGAGUGUUAUGCAGUUUUAGAUUGUAAGGAAGGAAAAUGGAAAUGUCAAAGAAGAUAAAAUUCACAGCAGUUCCAGAUUUUGAGACAACGUCAACAGAAGACCAGAACACAACAAGCAGUCAAAGCAAACAGACAACGACUCGACGCGAUGGCUCUCAAUGUUCACCGUAACACUGUGUGGACACAGAAUACAAACAAUAUUGGACAUUUAGGGCUUCACAGUGAAACCAGAAGUUUGACUAGUACCAAAAAUACUUGUGCCAAGAAACAUUUUGGUGUUCUGAUUACUGCUUUGAAUAAUAGUGAAAAACAGAAUUUCAGAAUCAUGAGUGGACAUAGGCGUGAAUUGGAACAGUCAUUGCUGGCUCUUUCUCAGAGAAUGCGAGAAAUCAACGAAAGUAGAUUGUCGUUGCCUGCUUCUCGAAAGACUUCUUUUCCACAUAAAGACUCCAGGUCUGUUUCGGAUGCAAGCACAUUUUCGUUUGGAUCAUCAAGGUCUAGUGUUUCGUCGUAUAAUUCUUUCUCGAAAUACAUUGGUCGAAGACUUUCACCUGUGAAAGGGAAAAGAAAAUUGCGGAAUUCUUUGGAUACGGAGACUAACAAACCAGAAAAUGUAGAAAGAAGGGAGCGGCGCAUUGCGACUAUUUCUCCGCCAGACGUCGGGGAGCUUCAGAAAAUGUCUGAAAACUCAUCAGAACUUUCUGAAAAAUCUAAUUUCUCUUUAUCAGACUUGCAAGAGAGAGUCGCUUUACGCAAAAGUUGCGUUCGUAUCACUCCAUUUCCAGAUCUUCCACCCGACACCGAAAACACAGAUAAGGAGGAAACAUCUUCCAUUUCAGUUGACGAAACUGGCAGUACCACUACUCCAAGACGCACUUCGCGUAAAAGAUCUAAAGCAAGAAAGAAGUCAAGCAAUGGGGGUAUUGAGGAAGCCUCCGUUCACGAGCAAGAAACGGGUCAAACAACCCGCAAUAACCCACAUGCAAGAAUGAUUGCUCUGCAGAAACUUCAAAUUGAAACGCAGAAGAGAGCUGCACUUGCAGAAAAGCAAAGACAGGAAUUGAUCAAGAAAAAUCGCAAAGAGGUGACGGAAAGUUUUCGUUACUCCCAUGCCAUUGAACAAUAUCUUAUAUCAAGACGACAAAAUUCUAAAAUUACCCUGUCUGAGGUCCCAGAUGAAGUGGAGUAUGAUUCUGAGGGACGGGAGAUUCGCCGACUCGGACCUUCUGUUUUGUCGGUCAUCAAUGUUGACGACAUAUAUAGAAUGACAGUUCGACGCAGACGUCACACGACAACAGGUCUUGGGGAGAAACGGCCCAGUUUCUACAGAAUGAAAUCAAGAAAAUCGAUUGCUUCCGUUUAUCACCCUUUGCCAGACAUAAACAAGGAAUCCAAAACAAACUCAGUUGAAAACCCCUUGUCUACAAAAAAAUUUCAUCCAAAAGACAAUCUUCCGCCACUUACAGAGAAUCAAGUUGUGGUGACGUAAAGUUCACAGUGUGGAGACACCAAUUCUCAGUUUAAUAUAUUGCAGAUUAUUUGAUAUAUUGCAGAUUAUAUUUAUUUUCUUUUAUAUACAUUUUGUUCUACUCUUCCUAUAUUGAAAGCUAUGUCUUGCCCAUGAUAUAUGCAUGUACAUAUAUUUUGCUUACGUACUUGCCAUUUAUUAUCAAUGCACGAAUAGCAUCGUUCAUUGAAAUAACAUUUUAGAACCAUUUAGAGUAUACGAUUUUGCCACAUACAUGUACAUAUACUAUGAAAAAAUUAAACUUUUUUA